This is a messenger RNA of Rhododendron vialii, 1852 nucleotides long. Its product is annotated as la-related protein 1C-like. The transcript is spliced from 6 exons. NCBI's taxonomy places the organism in Eukaryota, Viridiplantae, Streptophyta, Magnoliopsida, Ericales, Ericaceae. Bases 168 to 1643 code for a protein of 491 amino acids. The record is from RefSeq and is a predicted model, not a curated record. Gene Ontology annotation, molecular function: RNA binding.
UCCAAAGCAACUUGGAAUAACAGUGGAGAGGAGAGAGAAUAAAACUCCAGAUUACCAUCACUCUCUCCCAAAGGAAACCCUAAUUACUAUCUGCCACCAUCAAAACCCUCCAUUCACUCAUUAACUAAUAAUCUCCGGCCACCGCAAUCCGCCGCAAACCUAAUUGCAUGGCUCAGCUCAUGCGAGGCGAACAGGAGCCGGUAUCGCCGCAGCCGGAGGAAGCUACUUCGCCCGGUUCCUCCUCCGCCUCGAAGGAGACCUAUCACGAGGACUCCGACGGAAAUCACAGCAAUGUCGGUCACCCCAAGAAGCCAGCUUGGAGCAAGCCCUUGAACGGCGUUGUCUCGGUCGGUGGUCCCGUGAUGGGCGACGCCGUUUCGUGGCCCGCUCUCUCUGAGGCCACCAAGGCUCCCUCUAAAUCGACCCCUGAUUUUUCAAACCCUAGCGAAUCGGUCCCCGCCUCUCAGGCGAAGACUGAUUCCUCGAAUUCAAGUCACAAUCAGAAGAAACAUUCUAAUACUAACUCAAACCCUAAUUCGACUACUAAUCCUAAAUCACCCCGACAAAGGUCGUCGAAGCGUGGCGGGGGAACUAGGCCCGGACCGGUGCAGAAUGGCUUUAUUCGCGCCCCACUGCCGCCGCCACCACCAAUGCCAUUGCCGCCGCCGCCACCACCGAUGUUCCCUUUAUUUGAAAUACCUUACGGUGCACUACCCCCAGUGCCUGAUUAUUUCCCCUACAAUGGGAGUAACUGGGAAGGUAUGCCAAUGGGAGGUUUCGUGCCUCCAUCGAAUUCGGUGAGUUAUCAGUCCUCACCGCGGAAUUCAUCUCGGAGGGGAAACUUUGGAGGUCAUCAUAAUGGUAGGAAUGCAUCCAGAAGUUCCAAUGUUAGAGACGUACGUGUACCACAGCAGAUAGCUCCCCCCAGGGGUUUCCUAAGACCGGCACCACCACCACCACCCCCUCCCGGUUCCAUCCCCUUCCUUAGGCCCCAUUCUGUCGGACCUUUUGGAUUCCCCAUGGGUUUCGAUAUGCCAUUCCCAUUUGUGUAUGUUCCGACACCGCCUCUGGAGUCCUUCAAUGAAGUGCCAUUUACUGCUCAAGCACCUCCAAUGCCACCUUUGCCUUCCACUGUUCUAGAUGAUACUAUGCGUGCUUCAUUAGUCAAUCAGAUUGACUAUUACUUCUGCGAUGAUAAUUUGUCUAGAGACGACUUCUUAAGGUCUAAGAUGGAUGAAGAGGGUUGGGUUCCCAUUAGCUUAAUUGCUGGCUUUCCUAAAGUUCAGCAAUGGACAAAAGACAUCGAAUUGAUAUUCGAUUCCUUGAAAGCUUCAUCAGUUGUGGAAGUACAGCCCUACAAGGUAAGGAGGCGUGACGAGUGGAAGAAAUGGGUAUGCACACCUAGCCGGUUUGCCGCUGGCUCAGGCUUUCAGUCCACUAUGGGAUCAACUGAGAAAACAAUUACAUCUUCUUUGCUUAAGGUCACAUUGGAUGAAGCAGCUGCUAACGAAAGCAGUAUUAUGAGUGAGGCAGAUUCUUCCACAAAGGUAGUUCCCCGUACGAGUAAAUCUGAGGAGUUUACCGGCCACUCAAACUUGGCCAAUGGAGAGACUAUGAUUGAAGCAUGUUCAAGCCAUAUAUGAAAUAUCAUUGUGUCCAAGGCUUGUGCACCAUUUUCUUAGGUGAUUAUUGGAUUCGAAGGAGGGAGGGGGACCGUCAUGAAAAAGCUUUAGGAUGAUAAUUAUUGGGUUUCUCCCUGAUGAGUCAAUAUUUGGCAGUUUGGAGGAAAUUAACGUGAGUAUAUGCAACUUCUGCAACUUUGUAAGGUAGAAAAAGAAAAAGCAAAAGAAAA